This is a messenger RNA of Drechmeria coniospora, 441 nucleotides long. RefSeq lists its product as uncharacterized. Lineage: Eukaryota; Fungi; Ascomycota; Sordariomycetes; Hypocreales; Ophiocordycipitaceae. The record is from RefSeq and is a predicted model, not a curated record. The transcript is spliced from 3 exons. Bases 1 to 441 code for a protein of 146 amino acids.
AUGGCUACUCCCUGCAUUGGUGACCAGAUCAUUCCCAAUGAGACAAACAUUGGUGCCAUUGUGAUUCUCACCGCCCCCGAAGAGGGAGAGAAUGUGUGGAUUGCCACGCAGACCGAGGUGGCUCACAACCUGCCACCACCAGCUCCAGGACGAGGCAAGGGCCGCAAGGAAUUCAGCUGGUCCUUCGGACCGGUCAAGCUCACCGGCUACAUCGACACCGACACAUAUGAGAUAGGUCUCAUCAUCAGCGUUCUGGGCAUCAACCUAGGCAACAUCUACGGAAAUAUCAAGGAAGGCGUCGUUGUCAAGGUCAACUUGGGCCUCGCCAAAGGACAGCUCAAGUUUUAUCUCAAGAACGGAAACGAACUCUGGGUCCACAUCGACAUCAAAGUCCUCUUCGAUGGCAGCUUCCAUGGCGAUUACAAGAUCAUCUCCUGGUAA